AUGGAGAUGAGACAGCAUGUCCAGAACAGCUUCCCACCUUCACUCAGCUCCCGUUCAUCCCCAAGACACAGCCCACACUCCCUAUCCCCACCCAGACAGAACACACAGGUACAGAGCCCUCACUCCCUAUCCCCACCCAGACAGAACACGCAGGUACAGAGCCCACACUCCCUAUCCCCACCCAGACAGAACACACGGGUACACAGCCCACACUCCCUAUCCCCACCCAGACAGAACACACAGGUACAGAGCCCACACUUUAUCCCCACCCAGACAGAACACACAGGUACAGAGCCCUCACUCCCUAUCCCCACCCAGACAGAACACACAGGUAAACAGCCCACACUCCCUAUCCCCACCCAGACAGAACACACGGGUACACAGCCCACACUCCCUAUCCCCACCCAGACAGAACACACAGGUACAGAGCCCUCACUCCCUAUCCCCACCCAGACAGAACACACAGGUAAACAGCCCACACUCCCUAUCCCCACCCAGACAGAACACACGGGUACACAGCCCACACUCCCUAUCCCCACCCAGACAGAACACACAGGUACAGAGCCCUCAGUCCCUAUCCCCACCCAGACAGAACACACAGGUAAACAGCCCACACUCCCUAUCCCCACCCAGACAGAACACACAGGUACAGAGCCCACACUCCCUAUCCCCACCCAGACAGAACACACGGGUACACAGCCCACACUCCCUAUCCCCACCCAGACAGAACACAUGGGUACAGAGCCCACACUCCCUAUCCCCACCCAGACAGAACACACGGGUACACAGCCCACACUCCCUAUCCCCACCCAGACAGAACACACAGGUACAGAGCCCACACUCCCUAUCCCCACCCAGACAGAACACACAGGUACAGAGCCCUCACUCCCUAUCCCCACCCAGACAGGACACACAGGUACAGAACCCACACUCCCUAUCCCCACCCAGCACAGUGCACCACCGCUCCCUUCACUGCUAGACAAUGCUGCUCUAAUAUUCAUGCAGUUCUGCUAUACUGAACUCCUUUUUGGGGUACAGUGUUCCACACUGUGUGAAGAACUGUUUUACAGAAAUCUCUCCAGAAUUGGCCUGCUUCUGAUCAAACAUUUCAUCCCCUUGCCUAAUGCCUCACACCAGCAGCAAAAAAUCUAACUGCCCUAUCAAUUUCCUUCACAUUUCUGAGCACCUCAACUAAAUCAUUCCUUAACCUCCUCUGUUUGUCACAAUAUUAGCCUUGUUUAUCACAAUCUAACUCUUGGUCCCCUGGUAACGUUGUGGUGAGUCAGCACUACACUCUGUCCAAAGUCAAGAUUUGCAUUCUAAGGUGUGGAGCCCAGAAUUGUACACAGUGCUCCAGGUCAGGUCUUAACUAGAGCCUUGUCUAGCUCUCCGAAACUUUCCCCCCCACCCCCUAUCCCUGUCUUUAUAUCGCAAAUCCCUAGUACAAAGGCUAACAUUCUCUCAUCUGUUUUGAUCUUUUUAAUAUACCUGACAACUCCAUUUCAGUCAUCUGUAUAGAUGGAUGUUUUCAGUCAAUCUGUUUUCAGACCUUCACUGCUUCCAGCAGGUCACCAUUUAAACAUACUCUUAAUUAUCCAAAUGUUAGAAUCGUGUAUAUGAAGCAGAGAGUAUACUAAGUGUUAGGAUGUGGGUGUAUCUGGAGUGGGAGAGUUAUUG
Molecule: messenger RNA, 1677 nt
Organism: Carcharodon carcharias (great white shark)
Lineage: Eukaryota; Metazoa; Chordata; Chondrichthyes; Lamniformes; Lamnidae
Product: flocculation protein FLO11-like
Exons: 2
Coding region: 1-1152 (383 amino acids)
Source: RefSeq, a predicted model, not a curated record